AUGGAUACAGUAACGGAGACGUUAUUGAUUACCGAGACUGCGAUGGAUAAAUUAGUUGUUCAAAAUGAUGCUACAGUAAUAAAUACGAUCUUUGUGGAUGAGUAUUUCCAACAAUCUAAAUCACUUCCUUUUGCCCUAACUACAGUUUCUACGGCCACUGCGACAGUUGUUAACAAGAACGUUGGAACAGCAACUAUUACAGGUAGGGUGACUACCACAAUAUCAGAUCAAUUGAGUACUUCAUCGACCUCGGCCUCUUCGACACAUUCUGCAAACAGUUCUAACCUUAACCACACUAGCUCUCAAAUGUCAAAAUCGAGUAAUAUGCCUACCAGUACAGCGGCUGCCAGGGCUACUAGCUCCGCUUUAGUUUCACCAAUUGCUAUACCAGGUUUUGGCAAUUCAUCUAAGAGUUCCAAUGGAACAAUUCUAGGUUUAGCAAUUGGUUUACCAAUAGCUCUGUUUAUCAUUGGAUUAGCAUGUUUAUUGGGAAUGUUUUACUAUAAGAGAAAAAACGGUAUAACUGACCUGGAGAAAGAAGUUAAAACUAGUAAACGAGACAGGUUCUUAUCUAAAAUAUAUGGAGCAAAGGACCCAAACAUUGGUGAAAAAAACUCGUCCGACUACGGUAAGGAGAAUGACGAAGAUGAAUACUUUGAUUCGGCUAUGAACUCGAAAGUGGCUUAUAGACUGAGCAAGCCAUAUAUUUCACCGCCUACACUUAUUAAGACUCCCCAAAAGGUCGCGUUUCCCACAAAUCCCUACAGGAAAACUAAAGAUAUCAAUGAAGAGACUUAUUCUACUUCUUCGUUGAACCAGGUUCAAUUUCCAAAACCAUUAGCUUCACCUUUCAAAAAAUGGACCUAUGAAUCACCCUUGUCAAGAUGGUUUUUGACAAAAUCCACCCUAAUCCAAGAUAAGAUGCAAACCGUAAAAACACCGACUAUGCAUCUAAAACAAUUGAACAUUUUGGCUAGAGUUAAUAAGAGCAAAAUCACCGUUGAUGAUGAGAUGCCAUACACAGAAGCCUCCCCAAUGCUUCCAACAGUUCCUACAUCACCAUAUGACUCUAUUCAACCCUUACCAACUGGAAUACGCUAUGAAUCAACCCUAGUUCCAGUUAACGAAACUGAAUUUUCUGGCGGCGGCCAAAAUAUAAAGCCACAAGUCCUUGAAACUAACAAUAAAUUCGUCUAUCCACCAGUCGUUAAACUAGACAAUAAAAUCAAGUCAAAACCUCUACCGAAACCACCGUCGUUUGUUAAGUCGCUUGAUCCGGAAUUACGGCGUCAUAGCAAUCAUAGUGCAGCUGAGAAACAUGACUUAGGAUCAGCCAGAAGAUCAACAAUUGAGGAACAAGCGAAACUUUUCCAGGUAGUAAAGGACUACCAAGCCGUGUUAAUGGAUGAAAUUCACAUUAAAAGAGGCGAGAUAGUCCGUGUGCUUGCUCGGCACACUGAUGGAUGGUGUCUGGUUGAAAGACAUGAUGCAGCAAAAUCAGGUUCUCUUGAUGGGCCAAGUUACUUGAAUGAAGAUCGUGGCAUUGUUCCUGGAUUAUGUCUCCAAGAGUGCACUUGA
Molecule: messenger RNA, 1578 nt
Organism: Kluyveromyces marxianus DMKU3-1042
Lineage: Eukaryota; Fungi; Ascomycota; Saccharomycetes; Saccharomycetales; Saccharomycetaceae
Gene: FUS1
Product: Fus1p
Exons: 1
Coding region: 1-1578 (525 amino acids)
Molecular function (GO): protein binding
Source: RefSeq, a predicted model, not a curated record